Drosophila arizonae is the source of this 703-nucleotide messenger RNA. It is a transcript of the gene mRpL12, whose product is annotated as mitochondrial ribosomal protein L12. Gene Ontology annotation, biological process: translation. Gene Ontology annotation, molecular function: structural constituent of ribosome; mRNA binding. Gene Ontology annotation, cellular component: ribosome; mitochondrial large ribosomal subunit. Lineage: Eukaryota; Metazoa; Arthropoda; Insecta; Diptera; Drosophilidae. The record is from RefSeq and is a predicted model, not a curated record.
GUGUCACGAACAGCUGUGCAUUAAUUGAACGUGUUUUUGGUAAACUCACACCACUAGUGCUCACAUAACCCUCUGCGGCUUUUGCCUAUUAGAAAAAACACAACUGUAUUCAAAAUGCAAGUCACACGUCUUGUACUUCGUCAACUGAGACGUCAAAUCACUGCGCAACGCCAGUACAGCGCCGCUGCUCCUGCUGCUGCUGCCGCAGCUGAGAAACUCGUGCCUCCAGUGCCGGAAGGUGUAGCCAAACCACCAAAUCCAAAACUAGACAGCAUUGUCAACAACAUAGCUGCCUUGAAUCUGCUCGAGGUAGCUGAGCUUAGCACGUUGCUGAAACAAAAGCUAAAUCUGCCAGAGACUGCAUUUGCGCCACAGUUCGCGGCGCCUGGUCCAGCGCGUAGUGCGGCUGCCGAAGAUGAGGAGGAGGCGGCGCCCAAGAAGGUUCAAACCGCCUUCAAGGUGAAGAUGAUCAAAUUCGAUGAGAAGCAGAAGGUGGCGCUAAUCAAAGAGGUCAAGAAUCUGCUCGAGGGCAUGAACCUUGUGCAGGCCAAGAAGUUUGUUGAGAGUGCGCCGACCAUUGUGAAAGAGGACGUUACCAAAGAGGAGGCUGAGAAGCUGAAGGAGGCGCUGGCCAAGGCGGGAGCAGUCAUUGAAAUUGAAUAAGCUAAAACUAGUUAUUUGUUGUAAUAAAAACCCAUACAGC